AUGCCCCAUUCCCAGCCACUCCAGAUUCAGCUAUUCCCAGUCACUCCUCUCCCAGACAUUGCCUGCCACACCUCUUUCAGCUAUUCCCAGCCAUUCUCAGCCAGUCCCCUCCCAGCCUCUCCUCCCCCAGCCAUCCCCAGCCGCUCCAUUCCCAGCCACUCCUCCCACAGCCAUUCCCAGCCUCUCCCAGUCGCUCCUCUCCCAUCCAUUCCUUGUUACUCCUCUUCCAGCCAAUGCCAGCCAUUCCUCUCACAGCCAUUCCCAGCCACUCCUCUCCAGCCAUUGCUAGCCACUCCUUUCCCAGACACUUCUACUCCAGCCAUUCCCAGCCACUCCCCUCCUUGCCCCUCCCAGCCAUUCUUCCCCCAACCAUUCCCAGCCUCUCUUAGCCACUCCUCUCCCAACCAUUCCCAGCCACUCCUUUCCCAGCCAUUCAUAGCCAAUCCCAGCCACUACUUUCCCAGCCAUUCCCAGUUACUUAUCUCCCCGGCAGUCCUCUCCCAUGCACCAUUACUAGCUAACCCUCUCCUAGCCACUCCUCUUCCAGUUAUUCCCAGCCACUCCUCUCUCAGCUAUGCCCAGCCACUCCUCUCCCAGCCAUUCACAGACACUUCUAUCCCAGCCAUUCUUAGCCACUCGCAGCUACUCCUCUCCCUGCCAUUCCCAGCCACCCUUCUCUUAGCCACUCCUCUCCCAGCCAUUCCCGGCCACUCCUCUUUCAACCAUUCCCAGUUACUCCUCUCCCAGCCAUUGUCAGCCUCUCCUCUCAUAGCCAUUGUUAAACACUCCUCGCCCAGUCUCUCCCAGCCACUCCUCCCCCAGCCAUUCCAGCCUCUCCCAGCCAAUCCCUGCCACUCCUCUCCCAGUUUCUCCCAGGCACUCCAGCUUCUCCCAGCCGAACCCAACCAUUCCUCUCUCAAUCUCUUCCAGCCAUUCCAAGCUACACCCCUCCCAGCCACUCCUCUCGCGGCCAUUUUCAGCCGCUCCUAUCCCAGCCAUUCCCAGCUACUCCUCUCCUAG
Molecule: messenger RNA, 1020 nt
Organism: Scylla paramamosain (green mud crab)
Lineage: Eukaryota; Metazoa; Arthropoda; Malacostraca; Decapoda; Portunidae
Exons: 4
Coding region: 1-1020 (339 amino acids)
Source: RefSeq, a predicted model, not a curated record